Molecule: messenger RNA, 1010 nt
Organism: Drosophila mauritiana
Lineage: Eukaryota; Metazoa; Arthropoda; Insecta; Diptera; Drosophilidae
Product: putative phosphatidate phosphatase
Exons: 1
Coding region: 53-970 (305 amino acids)
Biological process (GO): signal transduction; phospholipid metabolic process; phospholipid dephosphorylation
Molecular function (GO): phosphatidate phosphatase activity
Source: RefSeq, a predicted model, not a curated record
UGACUACUGAGCCGUUGAAUCGAUCGCACGGAUCGCGGGUCGAGCAUUAAAAAUGAGCUUCAAUUUAAGUCUACGCCCCCCCAUUCGCCUUCUGGUGGACGUGGUCCUGCUGGGCCUACUUAUUGUCCUGGUGGAGAACUUCCGUCGCUUGUGGGGGCCUCCGACGAAGCGUGGAUUCUUCUGUGAUGACGAGUCCUUGAUGUAUCCCUACCACGAAAACACAGUGAGCCCCACGCUGCUCCACUGGCUGGGACUGUACCUCCCACUGAUCAGUCUGGUCGUCCUUGAAAGCUUUCUCAGCCACCGGAAGGACAGGGGCCCCUGGGCAACACUAUGGCCGGUGUACAACACUGUGCGCUGGUUCCUUUACGGCUACGUAUCCAACGACCUGCUCAAGGGAAUCGGAAAGCAGGCAAUUGGACGACUGAGGCCCCACUUCUUCGCCGUAUGCAGUCCACAUUUCCCGGACGGCACCAGCUGCUCAGAUGAGUUGCGUCGAGGUGCUCUGAAAUACCACACAGACUACGAGUGUCGACCGAAUCUUUCGCAAGCCACCGAGGAAAUGAUUCGGGACGUAAACGUGUCCUUUCCCAGCGGACACUCCGCCAUGGCCUUCUACGGCUUGGUGUUUGUGGCGCUGCACCUGCGCCGCCGCCGCUGGCCUCUGCCUGGAUCCUUGCUCAGUCCUGUGCUGCAGCUGGCUUGCGUGGCUCUGGCCUGGUUCGUGGCCAUCAGCCGGGUCAUGGACUACAAACACCACUGGUCGGAUGUUGCGGCCGGAUCGCUGUUGGGUGCCGGCAGCGCCUUUGCGGUUACUCGGGCUGCCGCGUCCGAGGAGCUACAAUGGAGGUGCCAGGAAUCACUGGCGAGUGCGAAGCAGGAGGCUGCAGUGGUCGACGCGGCCGCCGUCAAAGGGGGCCAGCAGAUGCCGCAUGAUUUGUCUCUGGUUACGUGCCAGAUCUCUAAUUAGUCGUAGUUUAGGGUCGACAAUAAAGCUAGUGACAAGAUAA